CCAAACACCCACCCUCCUGUUGUCCCCCCCCCCCCUCUCAUUACUAUCUCCCUUCAAAACCUGUGGCUAUUUUUCGUUCGUUUUUUUGUUAUAAAGCUUCCAAAGAAGCGUCUGCUGAUAUUCAUGUUACCUUGACGAUUCUUAGCUGCCUGACUGUGGCGUGCUCUUCCUCGGUGGUUCGGUAACCAAGCGAUGGCCAUGGUGAGUGGGGGCUGGGGAGAUCCCAAUGGCGGCACCAACGCUGGGGAAAAGGGCUACCUGAAGCGGGAGGAUGAGGACGGCUCUCCCCAGGCGGGAGGCAGCGACAUGGAGGCCGGGGAGGACGAUAAGGCUUGCGUUUUGGACUGUGUGGUGUGCGGCGACAAGUCGAGUGGGAAACAUUACGGCGUGUUCACCUGUGAAGGCUGUAAAAGCUUUUUCAAGAGAAGCGUACGACGUAACCUCAGCUACACGUGCAGGUCUAAUAGAGAGUGUCAGAUUGACCAGCACCACCGCAACCAGUGCCAAUACUGUCGUCUCAAGAAAUGUUUCCGAGUGGGCAUGCGCAAAGAAGCAGUUCAACGCGGCCGCAUCCCACCGCAGCCUAGUCUCAGCCCGACCCUCACGCCUAUAGGUGGCACCAGCGGCCUGGGAGGCAACGAAUUCUACAAUAACAACAACGGGGGGAGUGGCGGUCAGCCAGUUUCCGAGCUCAUCUCGCAGCUGUUGAGGGCCGAGCCGUACCCAAACAGCCGCUACGGGCACCAGUACAACCAGCAGGCUGGUCCCGAUAAUUCCAUGGGGAUUGAUAACAUCUGCGAACUUGCCGCCCGGCUUCUCUUCAGCACAGUAGAAUGGGCCAGAAAUAUUCCUUAUUUCCCUGAGCUGCCAGUGUCUGAUCAGGUGGCCCUGCUGAGGCUGAGCUGGAGCGAGCUGUUUAUCCUCAAUGCGGCCCAGUCGGCCUUGCCACUCCACAUGGCGCCCUUGUUGGCCGCUGCGGGCUUCCACUCGUCACCCAUGUCGGCGGAGCGCGUGGUAUCCUUCAUGGACCAGGUGAGGGUGUUCCAGGACCAGGUGGACAAACUGACCCGACUGCAGGUGGACUCCGCCGAGUAUAGCUGUCUCAAGGCCAUCGCGCUGUUCUCACCAGAUGCCUGCGGUCUGACAGAUGCAGUCCACGUGGAGUCUCUCCAGGAGAAGGCUCAGGUAGCUCUGACCGAGUACGAGAGGAUGCAGUACCCGAGUCAACCUCAGCGCUUCGGCCGCCUUCUCCUUCGCCUCCCCGCUCUACGCGCCGUACCCGCCAGCCUCAUCUCCCAACUCUUUUUCAUGCGCCUGGUGGGGAAGACCCCCAUUGAGACGCUCAUCCGAGACAUGCAGCUCUCCGGAAGCUCCAUCAGCUGGCCCUAUGUGCCUCUGUGAUUGGAAUUAUUUUUCCAACUGUGAUCCAUUAUGUCGGCGUUGCUGAGAAUUUGACAAUGCAGCAUCCUCGAUAAGGAUAGUACUGAUGGACAGAGCACACGGUUCUCUGGCGGGGUCUUCCCGUUGGAAGACUUGGAAGUCAUUUGGGCGGUGGGUGUGAAACAGUUCACGCUGAACAAAAUGAAGUAAAACCAAGGAAAAUUCACCAAAGUUCAUCCUCGGAUCAAUGCACAAAAACAGAGAAGAACACUAUCAUAGUCUCUUGUGUCUGCUUGAACGUUAGCUGGUCAAUGAUUUGUUCCCAGCAGUGACAAGAGACUAAUACCUCAUUUAACAUCAGGAUGCUUUCAUCUGAUAUUUAAAAUAAAAAAAGAAUUCUGUAAAUGUUCCACACCAGAAACCGCCUUCUUUUUUGACAACCGAUUUGUUAUUAGGUCUAGGACUCGUACAUGCAUCCUAAACAUUCAUCUUUGUUGCUUCUUUUCCAGAAUGCACAUAUUCAACAUUGGAACAAGCUCUGUCUGAAAGAGAAAUCUUUGUAACCAUUAUCUUAAUGCGUGUCAAUAAUAAGUUCAUAACAAACACCAGGAGCCCUAUUUUCAUGCCCAUCUAGCGUCAAGCGUAGUCUUAACUGUUUUGGAAUUGUCCUAGACUCGCACAGGCAGAAGAGGGCGUUUGCGCCGUUGUGGAAGAGCACACAGCCUCUUGACCAAUAGAAUCACAGAAGCAGAAAUUGACUACCUAGGGUCCGUCCAUGAGAUUAGGGCACCCAAGGAAAGUAUAUGUAGUCUGAACUGCAAGAUCUCCCCAUACGAAAGAUUUUGUCAGCCGUGUCUGUGAUGUGGUCAAUUGAAGACUGCCUUACACCCCCAGUCGUGCGUCUGUAUGGGACCCCACCAAGGGUGAUAAACUAUUUUAUGAAAGCUAAUAAUUUGUUCAGUUAAUUGAUUUCUCAAGGGAUUGUUCCACGCUGUUGUCAUAUUCAUGAAAUGCAAUGACCACAACGCUCACUGAGCUCAGAAUCCGUCUGCCUGCACCUCAGUCAAAUCCACCAAAGUUUCAUUCGACCACCUUCGCCACAACUUUGACCUACUUUUAGCUAGACUAAAAUUUGGUCACCAAAUUGCCUGAUGUGCCGGGGGCGUGCAAUAGAAUACGCCAGAAUGCCUAUGAAGGCAUAGUGCGGUCUACCAAAUUGAAAAGCACGCAAAACUAGACUUGUCCCGUCAGGAAAAUAAAGAUGCGCCCGUUUUUACGCCGAGCACAUGGGCACCAGUCUACGAAAAAUAGAGCUCAAUGGGUUUACAUGUUGGAGCUUUGUGUGUGUAAAUAUAUGGAAGCCAACUUUGAUUUCCUUUUGCAUGUUCUGUUUUGGAUCGCUUCUCAGUUGUAUCAUCCUUUGUGUACGUAAUUCCUUUAAAUAUCAGUGUUGCUAUCUCUGUUAGCUCCUCUUUUGUGUUUCUGUGUUUACAUAAAUACCUCUCUCUAAAGAUCCACGUUAUCACUAAAGACUGAGUGCUGUUGUACUUUGUACAUGAUGUGAGGUGACUGAGGAUUUUAAAAAAAACUGCACAAGAUUUUGAAUACCAAAAUGUCACAUGUCCACCACUUGGUGGGCUAAAGAAGGCCCCUGAUUCAGCAGCAGGACUUACCUCACACUAGUAGUUUUGAGACGCUUUGUUGUUGUAACGAAUAUCAAAUAUUUUAGAAGAAA
This is a messenger RNA of Syngnathus acus (greater pipefish), 3115 nucleotides long. RefSeq names its product nuclear receptor subfamily 2, group F, member 6a (gene nr2f6a). Gene Ontology annotation, molecular function: nuclear receptor activity; RNA polymerase II cis-regulatory region sequence-specific DNA binding; zinc ion binding. The record is from RefSeq and is a predicted model, not a curated record. Lineage: Eukaryota; Metazoa; Chordata; Actinopteri; Syngnathiformes; Syngnathidae. Gene Ontology annotation, biological process: anatomical structure development; cell differentiation; negative regulation of transcription by RNA polymerase II.